Acanthosepion pharaonis is the source of this 747-nucleotide messenger RNA. The record is from the annotation of a GenBank genome assembly. Lineage: Eukaryota; Metazoa; Mollusca; Cephalopoda; Sepiida; Sepiidae.
AUGUUUUUCCUCUUUCUUCCUUUCUUUCUUUCUUCUUUCCUUUCCUAUUUACUGUCUUCAUUCUUUCUUCUUUCUUUCUUUUCUUCUUUCUUUCAUUCUUUCUUCUUUUCUUUAUUUACUUGUAUCUUUUCUUUCCUCUCUCUCUUUCUUUCUUUCUUCCUUCUUUUCUUUCUUCUUUUAUGUCUUCCUUCCUUCUUUCUUUCUUUCACUCUCUCUUUAAUUCUCUUUCUAUCUAUCUAUCUAUCUAUCUAUCUAUCUAUCUAUCUAUCUAUCUAUCUAUCACAGUCUCUUCAGUAUCUAUUUAUCUAUCCUAGUCUCUUCAAUAUCUAUCUAUCUAUCUAUCUAUCUAUCUAUCUAUCUAUAUCGUUUGAAUUUUUCUUCCUAAUUAACUUCCCGCAUACUUUCUUUUUUCUUCCUUUUUCUUUUUUCAUCUUUUCUCCUUUCUUUUUUCUUUCUUUUUUCUUCCUUUUUCUUUUUUCAUCUUUUUUCCUUUUUUCUUCUUUCUUCUUUCUUUUCUCCUUUCUUUUUUCUUUCUUUUUUUCUUCCUUUUUCAUCUUUUUUUCCUUUUUUCUUCUUGCUUCUUUCUUUUCUCCUUUCUUUUUUCUUUCUUUUUUUCUUCCUUUUUCUUUUUUCAUCUUUUUUCUUCUUUUUUUUCCUUUUUUUCUUCUUUCUUCUUUCUUUUCUCCUUUCUUUUAUUCUCUCUUUUUCUUCUUCUUAGUAUCUUUUUUUCUUUCUGGAAUUUCUUAA